Scomber japonicus (chub mackerel) is the source of this 825-nucleotide messenger RNA. RefSeq names its product pancreas associated transcription factor 1a (gene ptf1a). Lineage: Eukaryota; Metazoa; Chordata; Actinopteri; Scombriformes; Scombridae. Gene Ontology annotation, biological process: regulation of transcription by RNA polymerase II; developmental process. The record is from RefSeq and is a predicted model, not a curated record. The coding region runs from base 1 to 825 and encodes 274 amino acids. The transcript is spliced from 2 exons. Gene Ontology annotation, molecular function: DNA-binding transcription factor activity, RNA polymerase II-specific; RNA polymerase II transcription regulatory region sequence-specific DNA binding; protein dimerization activity.
AUGGACAGUGUGCUGGACCCUUUCUCUGGACUCGACUCUUUCUCCUCCCCUCCUUACUUCGACGAUGACGAGUUUUUCACUGACCAGUCUUCUAGAGACGGACACUUGGACACGGAUGACUUUUUGGAUGAUGAUGUCGAUUUCCUCACCAGUCAUUUCCAAGACUAUUACAGCAAAGACGGCAGCAGCAGAGCUGUGCCUCACGAUGGUGACUACGACAUCGGCAACCUGUCCUUCUCCUCCUCUUCCUCCACUUUCUCAUACAGCUGCGCAGACAGCACCCCGGACCUUUCCCCUCAGAUGGGCAGCCUUCACGGCGGGCCGUUGCUGAAGCGGAGGAGGAGGAUGAGAUCUGAGAUGGAGAUGCAGCAGCUGAGGCAGGCGGCCAACGUCAGGGAGAGGAGAAGGAUGCAGUCCAUCAAUGAUGCAUUCGAGGGUCUGCGCUCCCACAUCCCCACUCUGCCCUACGAGAAGAGACUGUCUAAGGUGGACACUCUGCGGCUGGCCAUCGGCUACAUUAACUUCCUCGCCGAGCUCGUGCAGUCGGACCUGCCUAUCAGGAACUCCAGUAACGAGACGCACGCGCAGCCCAAGAAAGUCAUUAUCUGCCACAGAGGAACAAGGUCUCCUUCUCCCAGCGACCCAGACUACGGCCUGCCUCCUCUGGCCGGUCACUCUUUGUCCUGGUCGGAUGAAAAGCAGCUCCGGGAGCAGAACAUCAUCCGCACGGCCAAGGUGUGGACCCCGGAGGACCCCCGUAAACUGCACAACAAAGCGGGCCUCACAGACAUAGAGAACGAGCUUCCGUACGGCCUGGUGGCCUAA